Molecule: messenger RNA, 453 nt
Organism: Miscanthus lutarioriparius
Lineage: Eukaryota; Viridiplantae; Streptophyta; Magnoliopsida; Poales; Poaceae
Source: the annotation of a GenBank genome assembly
AUGCCACACAGGGACACCAUCACGUACAAUGCCAUGAUGAUGGGCUGCUCCAGGGAGGGGCUGCACGGGGAGGCACUAGAGCUAUUUGCUGCUAUGCGACGUGAGGGCGUUGACACCAGCCACUUCACGUUCUCAAGUUUGCUAACCGUAGGGACAGGUAUGGUUGAUCUCCACCUUGGGUGUCAGAUCCAUGGUCUCUUUGUCAGGGCCAACCCAUCACGUAAUGUCUUUGUCAACAAUGCAUUGCUUGAUUUCUACUCGAAAUGUGACUCCCUUGGUGAUCUGAAGCAGUUGUUUGAUGAGAUGCCAGAGCGGGACAAUGCUUCAUAUAAUGUGAUGAUAUCUGCCUGUUCUUGGAACCGAUGUGGUGGCAUGGCUUUGCAGUUGUUCAGGGAUAUGCAGACACUCGGCUUUGACGGCAGGCCUUACCAUAUGCUAGCUUGCUCAGUGUAG